AUGGCCACCGGAUCUCAAACAAUCACCGUCAACCCUGGCGAUACUGCCCUCGUAUUAGUAGGCUUGCAGCAAGGUUGCCGGAACUUCCAUCAAGGAGCGCCGAUGGUGCCAAUGCACACACAAUUGGCAGGCAGUGUCGCUGCACUUCUUGCCGCCUUCCGCCACUAUCUCGGCAGUUGUAUCGUCCACGUCCGAGAGGAUCAAUCAGAUCCCGAAUCUUUUCUACAUCCUGGACAACCCGGGCAUCAGUUCGAGACUUGGGCUACCCCAGCGACCGGAGAGGUCGUUAUCGCCAAAACCACCUUAGACGCUUUUCUCGUCACCGACCUCCAAGCUGUGCUUGAACUUUACCGAAUCCGAACCGUACUGUUAGUUGGGUACACGACCGAGAGAGAUGUGCAUGCGACCGCCAACUCAGCUCAGCUGCGUGGAUAUCAGGUUGUAGUGGUGCCGGAUGCGACAGCUACAUGGGGAGAGCCAGAGGCGAGGGUCACGGCUCUAGAUGCGUGGCAGGAUGGCAUCAGGACUUUGCAGGGCAAUGGAGUCACGCUUAAAGCCACAAAUGUGGUUCUGGCUGAGCUGGGGGGAUGA
Molecule: messenger RNA, 591 nt
Organism: Dacryopinax primogenitus
Lineage: Eukaryota; Fungi; Basidiomycota; Dacrymycetes; Dacrymycetales; Dacrymycetaceae
Product: Isochorismatase hydrolase
Exons: 1
Coding region: 1-591 (196 amino acids)
Source: RefSeq, a predicted model, not a curated record